Oldenlandia corymbosa var. corymbosa is the source of this 972-nucleotide messenger RNA. The record is from the annotation of a GenBank genome assembly. NCBI's taxonomy places the organism in Eukaryota, Viridiplantae, Streptophyta, Magnoliopsida, Gentianales, Rubiaceae.
AUGGAUGUUGACUUGAGUAAGACUGCUGGAAAACCCAUUCGAUGCAAAGCUGCGGUGGCAAGGGAAGCAGGGGAACCACUGGUGAUAGAGGAAGUGAUCGUAGGUCCUCCAAAACCUGGAGAAGUUCGGAUUAAAAUCAUAUGCACUUCACUUUGUUUUAGUGAUAUCUCCUUCUGGAGACUAAAGAGAAUAUUGGGUCAUGAAGCAGUUGGAUUCUUACACUUUGUGUUCUUAAGGGUUGUGGAAAGUAUCGGAGAGGAUGUCCACGGGCUAAGCGAAGGGGACAUGCGUAGACUCUUCACCGAGUACACGGUCGUGGAUGUUGCGAAUUUGACCAAAAUUGAUCCUGCAAUUCCACCAAAUAGGGCCUGCCUCCUUAGCUGUGGAGUGUCUACUGGUGCUGCUUGGAGAUCAGCAGAUGUUGAAGCUGGUUCAACAGUUGCUAUAUUUGGUCUUGGAGCAAUCGGAUUGGCGGUUGGAGAAGGAUCAAGACUUUGUGGUGCUACAAGAAUCAUUGGAGUAGAUAUAAAUCCUAGCAAGUAUGAGAUAGGGAAAACAUUCGGCGUCACUGAUUUUGUGGACUCCACAACUCUUGUAGAUAAAUCUGUGAUCCAAGUGAUCAAAGAAAUGACUGAUGGAUGCGUUGGUAUGGCUUCGCUGGUUCAUGAAGCAUUUUCUUGUUGCCUAAAGGGAUGGGGAAAGACAGUUUUAUUAGGAGUGGACAAACCAGGAUCACAGCUCAUUUUCGCCUCAACUGAGGUCCUUCACAGUGGCAAAACAAUCCAAGGAUCUUUAUAUGGAGGGCUUAAACCCAAAACAGACAUCCCUAUUCUAGUUCGAAGAUAUUUGAACGAGGAACUGGAACUGGACAAAUUCGUGACUCAUGAGGUUGGAUUUGAGAACAUUAACAAAGCCUUUGAUCUAUUGCUUGAAGGAAAGAGCCUUCGAUGUGUGAUUUGGAUGGACAAAUGA